GUGUUAUUUUUAUUUCUCCUUUAUUCGAAACGUUGUACAAAUGGCUCUAUUUCCGGUUUUACCUUUUCGAUAAAGAACUACAAAUUUCUGGGCGUUUCCGCGGUGACGUCAUGUGAGCUGACUGACACGUCCUGUUUGGUAGUAGAAAAAAAAAGUAUAUAACAGGAAGAAGAAAGAGGCAAACAGACAGCUCAACCCACAGGAGAGCCAAGAGGUAGGGCCGCUAUAUUAACAUUAACAUCGGUGAGGUAUAUUUAUGUGUUAUAUUUACUGUAAGUUAAGCAGAAUAUACGGCUGAAAGAAGGAGAUAUCGAGCUGUUUUGACUGAGGAGUUUACGGCUGCUCGGCGUUGAGCUAGCGGCUACACGUUAGCAACAUUAGCCGCUAAUAUGAUCCUGAUCUCAUGCGUCAGACAUUUACAGCUGUUGAUCAGUGGACUAAAACAACAUUUAUCGAUAAAGUACAAAGCUCCGAAUCAUCGAUAUUAGCUAAAAGCUUUCACACGAGUCUAAAGCAUGUCAUGAGGCAGCCUGUUAGCUCGGUGAACGGGAUUUCGUGCUGGUUGUAAGUCUUUACUUUUAACGCUGUUGGAUAAUUAAAGAUGUUAAACUCUUUAUGUAAUCAAACUGAGAACUUUCAGCCGGAGACAUUUGUGUGUUAUAUUAUUAUAAGUCUAAAUACAGUCAUAUAAAGUUAAAAAUUUCAGUAGAAGUCCUAAAAUAACUGCAGUUUGACGGCAGUUUUUGUCAUAAUGCUCCUUAUUAGUAAAACAUUUUAAGUGAAAUUAAGUGCAUUAAUUUAUUCGUACACCUUCUCGAUUUAGAAUAUGAUAAAAUAUGUUUAAAAUGUUGAAAAAAGUGCAAUAAAUUACAAAGCAAGACUUCAAAACUUUGUCAUAAACAUGAAUCAGAUAUAGUCUAAAAAUGCUCAAAAUGAAAACGAAACAAUAACAGACAAAGACUCAAACAACUUGGACCAGAUUGACCUCAAUGUGUGGAAAGUUUGUGUCAUGAAUCAUGUGUUGAACAACAAUAGUAGACGUCUUUAAUUGUGUAAUUUGACUGCUCUAGUGAAGAACCACAUUAUUGUAAAUUAUUAACCCUUUUCACACACACUUGGUUAAAAUGUUGGAUGUGUCAACAUGAAACACGGGCAAAGUUUAAGACUGGGAGGUUAAUUUGUGUCGCAGUAAUCCCAGGAUCGGACCGCAGGCUGCUCAUUAUGUGUUUCAAAUUAAGUGAGAGGGACAUGAGAUUUGUUUUAUGUGAAUCUCUGUUAAUGAGCGUUAUAAAUGAGACACCUCCCACACAAACAAGCUGGUACUGUCCCAAUCAACAAGCUGGAUUUCUUUUUUUUGUUAAAGUGUGCCUUCAUUUUACUUUUUUUAUUUUUAUGUAACAACAAAACAGUGACAAAAAAAAGAACAAAAAUACUUUUGUGAGGGAGGGGGAAAGAAUAUGUAUAAUAGAGAAUUAAAAAAAAAUGUUAGUUAGAUUACAUUGAAAUAUACACAUAAUAAUAAAAAUAAUAAUAAUAACAAUAUAUACAUACACACAUACUGGUACUGUUGGUGCUGUCCCAAUCAACAAGCUGGAUUUCAUAGACUUGGUAGCAUGGCAGCAGUGGAGGAGGCUUAUAGAAUGCUAGUUUGGUGUCUUUUCAGAGAGACCAGCCUGAGAUAAAGAGUUUGUUGACACUUGUAAAUCUUGUAAAGUGAGCAGAAAGAUGACCUAAAGCUUCAAAAUGAGUGUGUGUCCAGAAAAUCUCCAUCUUGAAAUUCAGCGUCAUCUCUUUAACUUCUGUUCGUAGGAGACCGCAUCUUCAAGACUCUCUUUGGAUCCGAUCCCUGGUUCCACCAUGAACGUGUUCGACCGCAACAUCAACUUUGACGCCCUCUUCAAGUUCUCCCAGAUGUACGUAAGCUCGCACGCCGCUCAGAGCUCUGUCAGUCAGUAAUGAAUAUUAUCAGUUACAUCUUCAGUUUCCAUGACUCAGCCCUUCUCAUUCACUCUAAUCUGUGUUUACAGAUCCCAUUCAACCCAGGUGCACCUGAAGAAUGUGUACUCCUGCCUGGCUGUUUGCAUGUUUGUGGCUGCAGCCGGCUCCUACGUCCAUGUCGUCACACGCCUCUUCCAGGUAGUUUUAGCUGCAAACAGAGUCUUUGAGGAGAUUCUUCACAAAGUUCAGACAAUAGUAUAUUAUCUACUUUAUCUGGUUUAAUGUGUACGCCACCGUCCAGUUAUGAUCGUGGUUAAAACAAAAGCUUCACUGACAGGAGAAGUAGAUGGUUAAUUUUGAAGCCUAGAUUAGCAGCAGGAUUUCACCUCAACAACUGUAGUGAAAAAACUAAAUUACACUAUCACUGUGUUUAUUUUUUCACACAAUAUUAACACAAUAUAUGACUUAAGUCGGUAGCUAACCAGAUAUAAAGCAUCUCUCUCCGUGUUUUUUGUCAACACUCAGCUGAUGAUUACAUACCAAGUUGCUUGUUUACCUCCAUUUCUGUGUCAUGUGGCAACAAGUGUGAGUUUAUGUAGAAAACAGUGAAGCGAGCUGCAAGUGUCAGAUGAUCUGCGGGCUCACACUCGCCACCACGCACUACAUAAACUCUCCGUCCUGUAUACACACACACACACUUACACACAGCUCCUUCAGUUUAGAAUGAAUUGAUACCACAUAGAUGGGAAAAGUGAGGCGAGAAGUGAUGAAAAUGUGGAAACUACAACAACUACCUAACUCCGAAAGCUCAAACGACAGCUGCUGAGAUUUGGUUCUUUAUUUGUUGAACCGGCGCCGGUGUUUAACAUACUAGAACGUUCUGCUGUGUAUCAGCCUGAGCAGUGCAGACUCAUCUUAGAUGUCAUUGGCUGCACGGGUCAGAGUACAGGUCUGAGAUUUCAAUCAUAAUCAGCUGCAGAUGUCGAGAUAAACCAGACUUGACCUGUCUGAGAAGUUUGUCUGUCUUAAGAUACUUUUGUUGUUUAACCAGCUGCUGAGAGAGAAACAGAGGCUGCACAUUUUUAAAAGAAUUGUUUAAUAAUUCUGGAGUUGUUGUAUUUCUCAUCUUCCUUCGUCUCCUUGUUCUCAGGGCGGUAUGCUGUCCGUGCUCGGCUCUUUGGGGAUGAUGUUUUGGCUCGCCAUGACACCCCACAACCCAGAGACAGAGAAGAAGAGGCUGGCCAUCCUGGCAGGGUUUGCCUUCUUCACAGGUGAAAUACUGACAGUGGUGUAAAAUGAAACUCUAGUUUUGUGUAAUCCGUCUUUGAGUUAAAAAAGAAAAAGAAACACAUGAAUCUGAAAGCUGUGUUUGCCUUUCCCUCUCUCUCUCUCUCUCUCUCUCUCUCUCUCUCUCUCUCUCUCUCUCUGUCUCUCUGUCCAGGCGUCGGCCUCGGCCCCACACUGGACUUUGUCAUCGCCAUCAAUCCAAGGUGUGUGAAAGGUUACUCAGUGUUUAAUGUCGACACACAACACAGUGAGCUCUGAAACAAGUUCAACAUUUCUAUGAAACACACAGAAAGAGAGUCUCUGUACGUCUAAAGAAAACUCAGUCUUCUCUGAGGUCUCUGAUUCGCUCUGGUUUCUUUCCCUUCAGCAUCAUCGUGACCGCCUUCAUGGGAACCUCUGUGAUCUUCAUCUGCUUCACUCUCAGCGCUCUUUACGCCAAACGCAGGACCUACCUGUUCCUUGGAGGUAAAGGAGGUUUAGGCUGAAGUGUUGUUUUCCUUAAGAAAGAGGUUCUUAACACCAAAAAACAUUUCAGUAUUUUGCAUCCAGUAAUUUUGCAGCAUUUCCUUGAAUAUUUUCUAACCAGUAGCUUUUUAAUGCAGCCUCAAAUUCUGGUUUCAAUAGUUGUCAGUAGAAAAAGGUUGGAAUGUGACUCUGCUUUAAAGACAGAGAUUGUAUUUGGAUCUGUAAGGACCCUCCUUGACUCCUAACCUUAAUUCCUCCUCUCUCUCUCAGGCACUCUGAUGUCUGGUCUCUCCCUGCUGUUCCUGAUGUCCCUGAUGAACAUGUUCUUCGGAUCUAUGAUGAUGUUUAAGGUAUCUGAAGCAUCAGUCCUCACUCAGACUUUGGUAGAGUACCCGUAUUAAACUCUGAGUGUUGAACCUCUUUCAUGUCUCUGACAGGCACACAUGUACCUGGGGCUGCUCAUCAUGUGCGGCUUCGUCCUGUUUGACACUCAGCUCAUCAUCGAGAAAGCAGAAAACGGGGACAAGGACUACGUCUGGUGAGGACCUGAACUUUUCCUGAGACUGUGAAUCAUUCAGUCUUCAAACAUCAUGACCAUCGAUACAUACAUCUCACAUAAUCAGAUCUGUGUUUUCAUGUCCCUCUAGUAUUUUCUCGGGUUCUUUAUCUGUAGCAGGGAAUUAUAGAAGUCUAUGAAAUCAGGUCUCCUCAGUUCAGAUUAUUCUGAAUCUGUGCAGCAGAGAGUCAGCUGUAACCUGUAGAUUCUCACCCUCUGGUUCAGCUUAAAUAAAUUUUAAACCACAAACUAAAUUUUCUGUUUUUUUCAGGCACUGUGUGGACCUGUUCCUGGAUUUCAUCACCAUCUUCAGGAAACUGAUGGUCAUCCUGUCCAUGAACGAGAGGGUAUUUUUUGUCUUUUUCAAUUUUUACUGUCAAAUAAAAAUGACUAGAAACAAUUUAAAUUAUUUGCAGAGGAGCCCAAAAUGUUAUUAUAUAAUAAUUUUAAUUAAAAAAAGAAACAUAGAAGAAGAUCAGAGCAAGAAAUGACCUCCAGACAGACAGCAGGGUUUCAGUAAUGAACACAAGUUUAUUUCCUGACCAGAAAGAGUAAAUAAAGGCACAAACACGAGUUUGUUGAAGAGUUUUCUCUCCGAUUUAAUAAUUACAGACUUAAUUUAUGACUCAGAACUUUAACUUUCUCCGAUCUCUGAACUGUCAGCACUUGCAGAUGCUUCUGAAUUAAUUCACGUAUCAUGAAGAACAGUCUUUAAAAAGAUAUUUUAAAAAGGUUCACUUUCAUAUUUUCUUAGUUUAUUGAACUUCAAGUGAAACUGUUAAAUUCGGGUGUGCGGCUUGGUACCACUUUACAGAAAUAAAAAGACUCAGUUUUGUUUUGAUCUGAGUUGAAAAGUCUGUUUUUGUAACUCUGUUUUUUCCUCUUCUUUUUCAGGACAAGAAGAAAGAAAAGAAGUAAAGAAAUCUGAGGAAAAAUUAAUGAAUCUGUGAGAUAGAGGUACAACUUGCAACGCACUUGGUGCUUUUCACUUUCUGUCUUCAUUUACUGAAUUAACUUCCUCUGUGGUCUUAUAUUACUGAGAAAGAAAAUCUCUUUUUUUCUGCUUUGUUUUCAAACUUACAACAAACAGGUUGAAUGUAAGUUCUGUUUUACUAAUGCUAGUCCCAUUUUGGCUGUGAAUGGAUAGAUCAAUGCUGCAGUGAACAUGUUUGGCCUGUAGGGGGGAGCGUUGCCUCAUGACGGCUCCCAGAAGCUGAGCAGCACUUACUGAAGGUUUUCAUAUUUACUGUUAUUUAGUGCCAUAAAUUAAUACAUGACAUUUUAGGCUCCUUUUUUUUUGAGUGUGAGCUUCUGAGAGCGACCGUCGUUUAAUUUGAGAUCAUGUAAUUUCAGCUUAUCUAUAGUUUUCUCUUCUAGUGGAGUGUCACGAGACGUGCUGUCCCAUGAUUUUGACAACAGAUGCCCCUCUCCCUCCCCGGCCCCCCGCUGAAAGAAACAUCCCUGUAAUCGUUUGUUCUGCACAAAAAUGAGUUGUGUGACUUUGAGCAGGAAGCCUGUGGCUCCCGUGAUGAACACUAACUCCAUCAUCACCCGAUCAAAGAGGGCGAGGCAGAGCCGAACCAACUCUGAGCCCUCAGUGUAAAUUUCUCUACAUGACUGUUGUCUAGAAACUAGUUUGCCAAACCCGACAAUGUUAACCUCAUGAUUUGAUUCUUUUAUGAUUUCUAGGUGUAAACUGUGAAGAAUUUAUUUUAUUGAUGUAAAAUUGAAACUAAUAAUUUGAUACAUUUGCUCAAAUAAAUGUGUUGAACAUAUUGAAGCUGAUCUGUGCUGUCUGCUGUUUUUUUCUCAGGAAAGAUUCAAGAAUAAUAACCAGCAAAUGAUUAUAAUGUCAUUUAACAGACACUUUUAUCUAAAGAGCAGGGGAGGUUACUUGUCUUGCCCACGGACAGACCAGUGAUUGGGGGAAAUGCAACCACCAACCUUCCAGUUGUUGGACAGUUGUCAGUCUUAACAACAAAAACACUCGCAGAUUUCAGCGUCCUCAAAUGUCCAUCACUGCAAUUCAAGAGAAACAACUUCAAAUCAGCAAACAGGACUCGAAGCGUUUCCUUAUUAGCUCUUGUUUUUAUCUCUUUUUGUCUAAGAAGCAUGUUGGUGUCAUUGAGAUGAAGAUAAUCUCAUUAUCUUUCUACAUCUUUGUUCUGAUUUCACCCUUUAAAAGGUGUGAACAGAUUAAACACAGUGAUGCUCUUGCAUGUCCUGAAGUUAGAUUUUGUUCAAUGCUAUACGUUCGUUUGUACCAACUCAAAAGUCUUUUUUCCGACUGCUCGUAAACGUCACAGAAGUCAAGUGAGGACUCCAGCACAGCAGUUCUUUGAGGUGUACUGAAUCACUAGAAUCAGUUCACUAACAAGAUUCAUUAUAAGUAAAGUAUGAGAAAAAUAUCAAAUUUUAGUAUGAACAAAAUGUCAUGUAUACUAUGUUAAAAAUGCCAUAGUAUGGUAUGAUAAAAAUUUUAAUUUAGUAUGAAAAAAACGUUUUAGUAUAGUAUGAUAAAGAUGUCGAAGUAUAAUAUGAAAACAUUUAAAAAUUUAGUCUGGAAAAAUGUCCUAGUAUAGUAUGAACAAAAACUUCAAAUUUGAGUUUAAAUAAAAUGUUGUAAUAAAUUAUGACAAAAAUAUCAUAGUACAGUAUUGUAUGAUAAAAAUUUUAAAUCUUAGUCUAAAAAAAUGUCAUAGUAAUGUGUGUUAAAAAUAUGAAAGUAUAGUAUGAUAAGAAUGUCGUGGUAUAGUUUUAUAAAAAAUGUCCAAUACUAUACUAAUACUAAUGUCCAAUACGAUCAUACCAGUUGUAUUUCUGUGUUUAUGCUGCUCUGAAAUCCUCUAAAUGUAUUCAAACAUCAGCAUUUGAUAUUAAACUCAUAAACAAAAGAAAAAUUAA
Molecule: messenger RNA, 7150 nt
Organism: Xyrichtys novacula (pearly razorfish)
Lineage: Eukaryota; Metazoa; Chordata; Actinopteri; Labriformes; Labridae
Source: the annotation of a GenBank genome assembly